Molecule: messenger RNA, 1666 nt
Organism: Corvus hawaiiensis (hawaiian crow)
Lineage: Eukaryota; Metazoa; Chordata; Aves; Passeriformes; Corvidae
Gene: MYF6
Product: myogenic factor 6
Exons: 3
Coding region: 388-1113 (241 amino acids)
Biological process (GO): regulation of transcription by RNA polymerase II; muscle organ development; positive regulation of myoblast differentiation
Molecular function (GO): DNA-binding transcription factor activity, RNA polymerase II-specific; protein dimerization activity; RNA polymerase II cis-regulatory region sequence-specific DNA binding
Source: RefSeq, a predicted model, not a curated record
CUGCACCCCGAACUCACGGGCUUUCGGAGGAGGGUGGAAAGUUGGGUUGUAUUUUUUUUACGGUUGUUUUUGUUCUUUUUAAAAUUUUUUUUUCUGAUUUGUCUCCCACCUCUCGUGUCCCGUCCUGUCCCGUCCUCCCCCCCCCCCCCCCCCCCCCCCCCUUCUAAAUAGGAGAUGUUCUCAGGACAGCGCCCGGGAGACUGGCUGGAAUCAGUUUUGGAGGGUGAUACACCGCGACAGCUAAAAGUUGGAUAGGGUUUCAGCAGCUCCUAUAUAAAGCAGGGGGGACUUAUGUCACUGCACUAAUUAAAUUCCAUCUGGGUUGUUCCUCGGGGUGUUUUUGAGACUGCCACCCAACUCAAGCAGGCAGAGAGGCCGAGGGACAGCAUGAUGGACCUUUUUGAAACUGGCUCCUAUUUCUUCUACUUGGACGGGGAGAAUGGAGCCCUGCAGCAGCUGGAGAUGGCUGAGGGAUCCCCGCUGUACCCAGGCAGCGAUGGCACCUUGUCUCCAUGUCAGGACCAAAUGCAGCCAGAGGCUGGCAGUGACAGCAGCGGAGAGGAGCAUGUGCUGGCACCCCCGGGACUACAACCCCCUCACUUCCCCGGCCAGUGUUUGAUCUGGGCUUGUAAAACUUGCAAGAGAAAGUCGGCUCCCACGGACAGACGGAAAGCAGCCACCCUGCGGGAGAGGAGAAGGCUGAAGAAGAUCAACGAAGCCUUCGAGGCUCUGAAAAGACGGACUGUGGCGAACCCCAACCAGAGGCUGCCCAAGGUGGAGAUACUGAGGAGCGCCAUCAGCUACAUCGAGAGGCUGCAGGACCUCUUGCACAGGCUGGAUCAGCAGGAGAAAAUGCAGGAGAUCGGGGGGGACCCCUUCAGCUUCAGCCCCAAGCAGGGAAAUAUCCCCAGUUCGGACUUCCUGAGCACCUGCAGCUCCGACUGGCAAAGCGUUUCUGACCAUUCCCGAGCCCUAGGAGUCAGCCCCAAGGAAGGCGUCUCCGUUGUCGAGUCGUCGGCCUCCAGCAGCCUUCGCUGCCUCUCUUCAAUAGUGGACAGUAUUUCUUCCGACGAGCCCAAACUGCCCAGCGCGGAGGAAGCAGUGGAGAAAUAAACCCGGUUUUGUGGUAGUAUAUUUAACGGAGACGGAGCCCCCACCCUCUUUCCUCUAAACUAAGAAACGAAGCAAAUUCACACAGUGGAAAGCCCAAGCAGGGGCCUUUUUAAAAUCGAAUCGAGGUACACCCACCCCAAAGAAAAUGGCUCCCACUGACUCGAGCCAGGCUUACCCCUUGCCUUCUUUCUUUUCCCGAAUUUUGUUUUCUUUAAAUUGUGUUGCAUAGACCACCCUUCCUUUUCCCCCCCCCUUUUUUUUUUUCUUUUUUUCCCUUUUUUUAAAAUUUAAGAUACUUACCUGUGUACCGGUGAUCCGCUUUGUCUGAGACUCACCGGGAAGUUCAUUCCUGUCUGAGUGAAGCUGUUGGUUGCCUUUCGUGUGAGUCAUAUUUAAAGAGUUCCCGCCUCAUUUCGUUCCUGUAAAUAAUUUCAGUACUGUCUUUUCUUUUGUAAACAUAACAUAUAUAUUUAAAUGGUGGAAUGUGAUACUGUAUAUAAGAACAGAUGGAUUUCUUGGAUUGUAAAAUAAAGCUCUUUGUGUUAGUGUUUUC